GGGACUUUCCGCAUUUUUCAUCUUUCUGAUGAAUAAGCCGGUCCUCCUUCCUCAUUUCUAACACCGUUUAUCAGCCAGACGCGCGGGGCUUUCUCCAGUUUGUUGCUGUGAACUUGCUUUGGACGUUGAGACAACCCUCCUAGAAGCAGAUGGCCGACUCUGCAGAAGAUGCGCCCCUGUCCAGAGGGAGUCUGGCGGGCAGUGAAGAAGUCCUUGUAGCCCCCGCAAGUCCCGCCGGGGGCUCCAACCAGCGUGCCUUUAAAGUGGCAGCGUUGACCACCAUUGCAUGUCUGCUGCUGGCCAGCCAGGUCUUCACUGCCUUCAUGGUGUUUGACCAGAAGCAGCAGAUCCACUCACUGCAGAAAGACUCUAACCGACUGGGCAAACAGCUGACCCGCGCAUCCCAAGCUCCAGUGAGGAUGCAGAUGCCCAUGAGGAGUCUUCCUCUUCUGACGGACUUCACUUCCAUCGACGACGACAAGAAACCCCUGACUAAACUGCACGACACUGUCGUCAGCCUGGAGACCCAGGUGAAGAACCUCAUGCAGGGCUCCCAGCUCCCGCAGUUCAACGAGACCUUCCUGGCCAACCUGCAGAGCCUGAAGCAGCACGUGAAUGAGAGCGAGUGGACGAGCUUUGAGUCCUGGAUGCGUUACUGGCUGAUCUUCCAGAUGGCCCAGCAGAAUCCUCCCACCCCGACGCCUCAGUCAGCCGCUAUGAUCAAGACCAAGUGCCAGUUGGAGGGAGAGUCUGGAGUUACCAAGAUCGGCUCCUACAAGCCCCAGUGUGACGAGCAGGGCCGCUACAAGCCCGUGCAGUGCUGGCACGCCACCGGCUUCUGCUGGUGUGUGGACCCGACUGGCAAAACCAUCCCGGGCACCAGCGUCCGCGGCCACCCCGACUGCCAGAGCGCUUAUCCCAACCGCAGGAUGUUGGCCCCCAUGCGGAUUCAGAAGACCCUCAGCGUUGAUGAUGAGUGAGACCAAUGAAGCAGAAGGUGUGCGGUUUCCUUUCACCAAGCACAGAUGUGGGAAAAAGUGUUUCUAAGCUGGAUGCAGACGGUUAUUGCUUUGAAUCUUGAUCAGUUAAAGCAAUUACAUGUCAUUUUUAAUUUCAACUACUUUUGCUUGCUGUUUGAAAUCAAAUCUCUAUAUAGGGCUACUACAGUGCAUUGCUUUUACUGUGUUUUACAGUUUUGCCUUUUAUAUUAAACAAAGCUUGAAGUUGUUCAACAUUUUAAUUUUCCUAUUCACAUAACACGUGUAACCCUGGACCAUCAUGUAGACAUGGAGGUAGUUCAUUUUUAAAGUUACUGUUUGAGAACAUUGAAGGCAAGUUGAAGUUUAGGAUGGAUACAGCGAGGGAACAACACAUUUGAAACACAAGAGACCAGACUCUUCCCCGGGACAAUGUUAAGUAUACUUUGAUAGAAUACAGGCCACACUUCUUUGAUAAAGCAGUAAAUCAGUAUUUUCAGUGCUGUGUGUGCCACGAAAAAAGGCUGGAUGAAUAAAACCAAAACUAUCUGCAUGGCUACAUGUGAGUUUAGUGCGAAAAUAUUCUUUGUAAUGAAAAAAGUUGUGAAAGUAAGAGCCACCGCUAGCUAACGUUUGAGAGCGUUUGCAAUACAAUCUUUCAAUAAAGUCUUUCUGAUCACACUA
Molecule: messenger RNA, 1661 nt
Organism: Gasterosteus aculeatus aculeatus (three-spined stickleback)
Lineage: Eukaryota; Metazoa; Chordata; Actinopteri; Perciformes; Gasterosteidae
Gene: cd74a
Product: CD74 molecule, major histocompatibility complex, class II invariant chain a
Biological process (GO): positive regulation of peptidyl-tyrosine phosphorylation; positive regulation of ERK1 and ERK2 cascade; protein trimerization
Cellular component (GO): cytoplasm; membrane; cell surface
Molecular function (GO): MHC class II protein binding; macrophage migration inhibitory factor binding; cytokine receptor activity
Source: RefSeq, a predicted model, not a curated record